AUGUACCCAAGGAUCCAUCAACAAUUGCUGUCACAUAGUGAUACUGGUCAACGCGAUCACGACCGUCGGGAUCCAUCAGGUUCAGCCAACUUUAGACACAAUCCUGUACAUAUAGAAGCCCAUGAUGUCUCGGUCUCCCUCACUACUUCGUCCUUCGAAGGUAUACGACGCGCUUGGAAGACGACAAAAAGUACAGCUAUACCACCACAACCACCAAGGAUUCUCCACAACGUACGAGCAUAUAUACCCCCUGCACAGUUGACCGUUAUCCUCGGAGGUAGUGGUUCCGGAAAAACUUCCCUCCUGAAUGUGCUCUCUGGCCGAACACAGAAUGGUCGUCUAAAUAUUACGGGCAACACCACGUACAAUGGUAGCGCAGACAUUGGAGCAUUUCAGAGUGCCUAUCUGGUACAGCAAGAUAUCCUUCCUGCGAUGUUGACCGUCCGCGAGAUAUUGAGCUAUGCCGCUGAGUUAAGCUUGGGUUCUGCAGGAGUCUCGGAGAUUAACCGUGCUGUCGAUAGCAUCAUUUCGAGGCUAGGCCUCGAAAACUGUGCGGAAACCAGAAUUGGAGACAGCAAGAAUAAGGGAUGUAGUGGGGGUGAAAUACGAAGAGUCAGCAUUGGGAUUCAACUGCUAAAAGCGACCUCGGUACUCUUUUGCGAUGAACCAACAACUGGUCUUGAUGCAACAACGGCUUUUCAGGUUAUUCAGACUUUAAAGCAACUAGCCGAUGGGGGUAUGACAGUGGUCAUGUCACUCCAUGCACCCAGGUCUGACGCAUGGAGUCUUUUUGACAAUGUGAUUUUACUGUCCAGUGGUCACUUGAUGUACAGUGGACCAUCAGAUAUGGUGGGCGACUAUUUUAAGGAUUGUGGAUAUGAAAUGCCUCCAUUCGUGAAUCCGGCGGACUUUCUCUUGGAUAUCACAUCAAUUGAUGUACGCUCAGAGGCAUUAAAGUCUAAAUCCCGUGUUCGCGUGGAGCAGCUGAAACUAUGCUGGAUGAGUCGUUCGGCAGCCAUUACAGCUAACUGUCUCUCCAACUCCCGUGAUGUAUGUGAUUAUUUAGACUCCGGUACCAAAGCUCCAAGUUAUUCAAGAGUAUGCAAAGUAAUGAUACAGCGAGACCUGAAAAUAUGCUGGAGGGACUGGAAGUCGCUAUUUGGAAUUUGGUGUGCUGUUGCUGCGUUGGCUGCUAUCAACGGUUGGGCUUUCUGGCAACUAGAUGGCAGCUUGAGUGGGAUUAGGUCACGCGAAGGGAGCCUCUGGGACGCCACUGGGCUAUAUGGAUACUUGAUUCUAGUCCAUGAGAUAUGCCGUCUAAUUGAUGAGAUUGGUCUAUUCGAUCACGAGCGGAGAGACGGAGUCCUGAGUGCGUCCGCGUUUUUACUUAGCCGGAGAGCGUCGAGGUUUUUCCUAGAGGAUCUAAGCCUUCCACUUCUCUUCACGGCCAUCUACUAUCCCAUGGUCGGAUAUCGUGGCUCGGGCUCCCAGGUUUGCAUCUUUCUACUUGUCAUGCUACUAACACAUUAUCUUGCCAUUGGGUUCGCCGGUCUUUGUGUGGCCACUACCAGGAGCUUUCACGGAGCAGGCCUGAUGGGAAACCUCUUUUUCACUUUGCAGAUGGUGGCAUCCGCAUACUUUAUCCAGACUGAUCAGGCCCCACCGUACGCUCGAUGGCUCAAAUGGGUCACUCAUACUUUCUAUACAUUUGGUGCUCUAUGUACGAACGAGUUUAUCGGUGUGCAUGGCCCAUACCAAGGCCACCUAUAUGACUGUCCUUUCUCAGCCGAUCUUGCAGAUCCUCGCUGUAAGCAGUAUACUGGACGGUUUGUCAUGGAUAGCCUGGGAAUGCCGAAAGAGUGGAUAUGGCGUCCUAUUGUUAUCUUGUGGUCCAUGACUUGUAUCUUUCAUUUAUGGGGAGCCAUUGUCCUCCAUGUUAAGAAUCCAAAGCCACCUCUCACCCCACCGGAAAGGGUAUGUAACCCUAGUUCGACGGAGGUAGGGAUUAGGGCAAGAUACGACCGUUCAUUGACUCCAGUUUCCCUCUGUCUGGAAGACUACGUCCUAGAGGCGAAACGGCGAAAUGUAACCAGUAUCACAUCCAGGAUCUGUGGUCCAAUAUCCACCAUAUUUCAGCCAGGAAAGCUGAAUGUGAUUAUGGGAGCAUCAGGUAGUGGCAAAACAUCAUUGUUGUCUUCAUUAUCUGAAAGGCUUCCUCCGAGUUCAGGUUCCAAAUGGUGCUGUACAGGCUCAGCUUUGUAUAAUGGAAAGCAAUUACCAAAGGUCCAAAUCAGAUCAAUGGUUUCAUUUGUGGCUCAGGAUGAUGGCAAUCUGAUGCCGGCACUUACGGUGGACGAAACAUUGCUCUUUGCCGCUCGGCUAAAGUUGCCAUCCUCUAUGCCUGACAGUGAGAAGCGUGAGCGUGUUUCAGAAGUUAUUACAAGAUUCGGUCUGGAAUCAUGUGCCAGACGUCUAGUUGGGUCCGCAAUCAUAAGGGGAAUCAGCGGCGGGGAAAAACGCCGUCUGUCGAUCGCUUGUGAAAUCCUAACCAUGCCGCGAGUUCUUAUUUUAGAUGAGCCUACGUCCGGACUCGACAGCUUCAUGGCACUCACUGUACUAGAAGUCCUGCAGGGUCUAGCUGCUGAAGGCUGCACUAUCAUUCUCACAGUCCAUCAGCCCACGUCGUCGAUGUGGCCACUUUUCUCCACCUGCCUGCUUCUCUCACCAGAUGGCUUACCGUUGUACUCUGGUGAAACGUCUGAGAUGCGUCCCUAUUUUUAUUCAGUGGGAUUUGAGUGCCCUAAGGCGAUGAAUCCUGCAGACUUCUUCAUGGAUCUUGCAACAUCCGGUGAAAUUCAAGGGGGCUACGAAGAUAGUAAGAAGCGACUAGGCAGUCUUGUCGAUGCGUGGAAAGCCCAUAGGUCCUACACAAGAAACCAAUCCUUUGGUUCUCGGCCCGGAACUGAUCGUGGUCUUACGGAAUCGGUUUCGGAUUCUAUAACAUGCAACCAUCAUUCUUCUGUAACAGCAUUUCCGAUGCUUGUACAUCGUGCCAUGUUGAACACUUCCCGCCAGCCAAUAUCAAUCCUGGCCCGAUCAAUCCAGGCUCCUGGCGUCGGUCUUUUGUUGGCACUAUUUACUGCACCGAUGAAAACAGACUACAUUUCCAUCCAAACUCGCAUGGGUGUUAUUCAACAGUAUUCGUGUUUAGCAUUCAUUGGUAUGCUCCAGAACGUCGCUACCUUCCCUCCUGAAGUGGAUGUUAUGUACCGGGAGACAUCAGAGGGCCUAUACAAUAUUGAAGCAUUUCUAGCGCAGUACACCAUGCUCGAACUUCCUUUCGAAGCUUUUUCUGCCCUGUUAUUUGCUCUGUUACUAGCAUACGCAGCAAAAUUAGCACCUAAGGCAGACCUGUUUGGUUUCUUGUUCCUAAGCGCCCUUUGUGCGCUGAACAGUGGGGAAUCCAUAAGUAUGCUAUUUUAUCUUCUCUUUGAUCAUAUAAGUCUAGCAGUCAGCUUCACGGCGUCGUUACUUGCUAUCUUCACCGUGCUAGGCGGCGUCAUGAGUCUGGAUCCACCAAAGGUACUUCAGUGGUUCAAUCACAUAUCGCCAGUCAAGUAUGCAGUAACCAGUAUCUCUGUCUUGACCAUGAGAGAUUUAGAAUUUACUUGCACGGAUGAGCAGCGAGAUGUGAAUGGAAAGUGUCUAAUAGAAACCGGAGAACAAGUCUUGCAGCUGUACAAAUUCGAUCAGAAAAAUCCAUGGUUGGAAGUCUUGGGGGGUGUUGUGGUCAUGUUGUGCUAUCGUUUGCUGGUAUACACGGUUCUCAAGGUCAAGGUCAAGCGGUUGAACUCCAGGGGCACCCGAGAUUGGCUUAGACGACAACUACGACGACAAGGAAGCAAGACGACUCGCGAGGAAGAACGAGGCUUGGUGCUUUCUACCCUAAACGCAUGAUCUACUCUAUAUAGUCUCACUGUGUCUCUGUAUAUUCCAUCCAAUACUGUGACAUGACUUUCAGGAUAUAUUUCAUUGCUUUUUAUGUUGCGCCAAUGUUGAUUUAGUAUUACUGGGACUGG
Aspergillus pseudotamarii is the source of this 4079-nucleotide messenger RNA. RefSeq names its product P-loop containing nucleoside triphosphate hydrolase protein. Lineage: Eukaryota; Fungi; Ascomycota; Eurotiomycetes; Eurotiales; Aspergillaceae. The record is from RefSeq and is a predicted model, not a curated record. Gene Ontology annotation, cellular component: membrane. Gene Ontology annotation, molecular function: ABC-type transporter activity; ATP hydrolysis activity; ATP binding. The transcript has 3 exons. Bases 1 to 3957 code for a protein of 1318 amino acids.